GUUCUAUUACCUAUUACAGACCAGCCAUGGUGAUGUUCGUAACAUUGAUAUUAUUCCUCUUGGGAUGGUUCCUGAUUAGCUUACACAGCCGAUAUGGAAAGCCUCCCGGACCGUAUGGAUUACCGUUUAUCGGCUACUUACCUUUCAUUGAUGCUCGCAAACCUUACGAAACAUUUGCUCGACUCGCUAAGCGGUAUGGUCAUAUUUAUGGCUUGUGGAUGGGGCAAGUAUAUGCCGUUGUAGUUACUGAUCCUGCUUUAAUUCGUACCAUUUUGGCACGAGAAGAAACUACCGGACGUGCUCCACUAUUUGUUACGCACGGUAUUAUGGGAGGCUAUGGACUAAUUUGUGCCCAAGGCGAUUUGUGGCGUGAUCAGCGUCGAUUAUCGAUCGAAUGGCUACGUCGCCUGGGUAUGAUCAAAUUUGGUGCAGCGCGUCUGGACCUAGAGCGUAGGAUUGUGUCUGGACUGAAUGAAUUGAUCGAGGAUAUCGACAGCAAAGCAGUUAGGGAGCAACACGGCUUUAACCCAUCCGCCGUCAUACAUCACACACUCGGCAACCUGUUAAAUGAUUUAGUAUUUGGUAUAAAAUAUAACAAGAACGAUGCCACAUGGCAAUAUUUACAACAUCUUCAAGAAGAAGGCGUCAAGCAUAUUGGAGUAUCGAUGGCUGUCAAUUUCUUGCCAGUGUUGAGAUAUUUGCCUUCCACACGAAAGACAAUACAUUUUCUUCUGGAGGGAAAAGCUAAAACGCACACGAUAUAUAAUACAAUAAUAGCUGAACAGCGCACCAAAAUGUGUUCUUCAAAUGCACCUUAUGAACAACAAGAAGAAUCCAUUUUAAACUGCUUCUUGAAAGAAGCCACGAAACGACAAGAAGCAGGCCGCCCGGACGCUACAUUUUGCGAUGACAUACAGCUGCGUCAUUUGAUGGCAGACCUAUUCGGAGCGGGUGUCGAUACAACAUUUACGACGAUUCGCUGGGCUUUGCUAUAUAUCGCCCUUUACCCAGCAGUUCAACAGCGCCUGCGAGAAGAGCUAAAACAAAGGUUGGUCGCGAAUGACUCACCUUCUUUGAACGAUGUGGAAGCACUGCCCUACUUACGUGCUACCAUUGCGGAAGUUCAACGCAUUCGUACCGUUGUACCAGUCGGCAUUCCACACGGCACCACAAAGGAAAUUACGGUUGCUGGUUUUAAGAUACCUGCAAAUACGAUGAUUAUGCCGUUGAUAUGGGCAGUACACAUGAACCCUACACUGUUCGAUGCGCCCAACAUCUUCAAACCGGAACGCUUUCUAGAUCCAGAAGGGCGUUUUACGACCCCGAGCUGCUUUCUCCCAUUUCAGGUUGGAAAGCGUAUGUGCCUGGGGGACGAGCUAGCCAGAAACAUUCUGCACUUGUACGUCGCACAUAUAGUGCACCAUUACGAUUGGUUUAGCAUUGCUCCCGAGGAUGCGACUACAAUCGAUUUGACGGGAGCGUGUGGCAUUACUUUAACGCCGCCAGAUUAUCGCAUCAUUUUCUCAAAAACAAAAAAACAGUAA
Messenger RNA from Anopheles maculipalpis, 1544 nucleotides. It is a transcript of the gene phtm, whose product is annotated as cytochrome P450 306a1. The record is from RefSeq and is a predicted model, not a curated record. Gene Ontology annotation, biological process: xenobiotic metabolic process. The coding region runs from base 27 to 1544 and encodes 505 amino acids. Lineage: Eukaryota; Metazoa; Arthropoda; Insecta; Diptera; Culicidae. Gene Ontology annotation, molecular function: iron ion binding; oxidoreductase activity, acting on paired donors, with incorporation or reduction of molecular oxygen, reduced flavin or flavoprotein as one donor, and incorporation of one atom of oxygen; heme binding. Gene Ontology annotation, cellular component: intracellular membrane-bounded organelle; cytoplasm. The transcript has 5 exons.